Molecule: messenger RNA, 789 nt
Organism: Lathyrus sativus (Indian pea)
Lineage: Eukaryota; Viridiplantae; Streptophyta; Magnoliopsida; Fabales; Fabaceae
Source: the annotation of a GenBank genome assembly
AUGAUAAUGACAAUGUUGGGGAAAGCAAGAGAAGGAGUGGCUCCAUUGAUGAAAGUUGUUAGGUUAAAAGGAAUGUGUAUUUUGGAGCAAUUGCAUUUAGAAGAACGGUUGCUUCGGAGGAGUUCGGAUAAUUGGUGUCUUAUUAAUGAUGGAACUACUUCCCCUGCCAUUGUGAUGGGCUUGUCUGGGAAACUUUCAGAACUUGUUGAAGCCAAAUCUGUGUUGCGAGAUCAUAUACCUAUCAUCAGAAGGUUUACCGGGGGAGGAACUGUUAUUGUUGACAACGACACUAUAUUCGUUACACUGAUAUGCAAUAAAGACGCCGUUCCAAAUGUUCAACCCUUUCCCCGUCCCAUUAUGUCGUGGAGUGGUCUACUGUACGAUAAAGUUUUUGCAGGGUUUGCCGAUUUCCAUCUCCGUGAAAAUGAUUAUGCGUUUGGUGAUCGCAAGUUUGGUGGAAACGCUCAAUCUAUAACCAAGAACCGUUGGAUACACCACACGUCUUUUCUAUGGGAUUAUGAAGUCAAGAACAUGUCUUAUCUCAAGUUACCCGCAAAGGCUCCCAAGUAUCGACUAACAAGAGAUCACACGGAUUUCAUUUGUCGAAUGAAGGAGCAUAUGCCAAGAUCAGAAUUUAUAGAGAGAACUAUAAAGGCAGUCGGAGACGAGUUUUCUGUGAGUCCCGUUAGCUUGGAGUCCAUAAACAUUGAUUCUGUUUCUGAAUAUGUUCAUACUACUAAACUACUAACAGAGCACGAAAUUCGCGAAGCUUCCAUUCUUCAAACUUGA